AUGAGCAGAGGAAUGAUCUCAGGAGCAAGAAGACCUUCUUGGUUUUUUGCCUUUCUCAUCUUCGGAUCGGUUCGCUCGUUGUCUCCUUCAGCUGCCACUGGACAACGCAUUCAUGCGUUGUAUGCGGGGUAUCCUCAGCGGUACGAUGAAUAUCAUCAAGCCCUUCAAGAAGCUUUCAAAGAGAUGCACCUGGACGUCUGCCUCACCGAUGAUCUGUCCGAGAGUCCUGAAUCCAUUGACUACAUAAUCUAUAGCCCAAAUGGGCCUUUGAAGGACUUUUCGCCAUUUUGCAACGCCAAGGUGGUCAUGAGUCUUCGGGCUGGGUUAGAGGGGGUGGCCACCAAUCCAACUUUACCACGAACUGUACCCCUCACACGAAUGGUUGAUCCUAGUUUGCGAGAGGGUAUGGUGGAAUAUGUAGUCGGGAAUGUCAUGAGAUAUCAUUUGAAUAUGGAUUUGCUGUGGAGAAGCAAAAAUGCCGGGGAAUGGAUGCAGAGCGAAUCAAUGCCACUAGCACGACAAUGUGCAGUAGGGAUAUUGGGACUUGGAGAGUUGGGAGGAUCCUGUGCGGAUGCCUUGGUUCAACUAGGGUUUCAAGUCUAUGGUUGGUCCAGGUCUCCCCGAGACCAUGAAGGUGUCCUCUGUUAUCACGGCCCUACUGGUUUGGGACAAGUCCUGCAGGAAUCAGAUAUUUUGGUCCUUUUGCUUCCCAACACACCCGAAACCCACGAUAUCAUCAACCGGGACACCCUGGCACAGUGUAAACCAGGCAUUCGAAUCAUCAACAGCGGAAGAGGGAGUGCCAUCGACGAGGACGCGCUAUUGGAAGCACUCGACAAUGGAACCGUAGCAGGGGCUACUCUGGAUGUCUUCAAAACAGAGCCACUCCCCAAGGACCACGGAUUCUGGAAGCAGCCAAAUGUUCUCAUUACGCCCCACAUUGCAGCCAAAACCAGGGCCCACAGCGCAUGCAAAGUGAUUGCAGAGAACAUUAGGAGAGCCGAAGCAGGCGAACCCUUGCUCUAUGUGGCGGACAGGGAUACUGGCUACUGA
Messenger RNA from Seminavis robusta, 1053 nucleotides. The record is from the annotation of a GenBank genome assembly. Lineage: Eukaryota; Bacillariophyta; Bacillariophyceae; Naviculales; Naviculaceae.